AUGGGGCAUACUUUUGAACCACUCAAGAACGACCUGGUUAUCAGGGCUGCCUGGGCUGGCCGAUACUUGCCCGAGUACCAUGAGGCCAAGGGCAACAGAGACUUUUUCGAGUGCUGUCGCGACCCAGAGGUGGCCUCCACCCUGACAUUGCAGCCCAUUGACCGCUUCGAUGGCCUGCUUGACGCCUCCAUCAUCUUCUCCGACAUUCUUGUCAUUCCGCAGGCCAUGGGUAUGGUCGUCGAGAUGGUCGACAAGAAGGGCCCGCACUUCCCAAACCCCCUUCAGUCGCCCGACGAUGGACAGUACGCCGAGGUGCUCGCGCGGGAUGUGGACGUCUCCAAGGAGCUGGACUACGUCUACAGGGCUAUCACCCUGACCCGCAAGAAGCUUCAGGGCCGAGUGCCGCUCAUUGGCUUCUGUGGCGCUCCCUGGACCCUGUUCUGCUACAUGGUCGAGGGUGGUGGCACCAAGCUCUUCAUCCAGAGCAAGAAAUGGAUCUUCAGACAUCCCGAGGAGAGUAAGAAGAUGCUGCAAAAGAUUGCUGAGCUCUGCGUCGAGUAUCUUGCUCUGCAGGUUCAAGCCGGAGCACAGCUUAUCCAAGUCUUUGACUCAUGGGCAGGAGAGCUCUCGCCUGCAUCCUUUGAGCAGUUUUCCGCUCCUUAUCUGCGCUACAUUUCGGAAAACCUCCCGAAAAGGCUCAAGGAGCUGGGCCUGGAUCCUGUCCCAAUGAUUGUUUUCCCCAAGGGUGCCUGGUUCGCCCUGGAGGAUUGCUGUGCCAUGGGCUACAAUGUCGUCGGGCUCGACUGGCUUUACAGUCCUGCCAAAGCCAACAAGGUCCGAGGUGAUCGGCAAAUCGUCCUGCAGGGCAACGCCGACCCUGGAGUGCUCUACGGCACCAAGGAUGCCAUUACGGCCGUUGUCAAGGAUAUGGUUGAGGGAUUCGAGUGGAAGCAGAAGAAGAAGGGCUGGAUAGUAAACCUGGGCCACGGAAUUACACCGCUCGUCAACCCGGACGACCUGAAAUUUUAUCUGCAGGAGAUCCACAGACAAACCAAGGACUAG
Molecule: messenger RNA, 1062 nt
Organism: Pyricularia grisea
Lineage: Eukaryota; Fungi; Ascomycota; Sordariomycetes; Magnaporthales; Pyriculariaceae
Exons: 4
Coding region: 1-1062 (353 amino acids)
Biological process (GO): heme biosynthetic process
Cellular component (GO): cytosol
Molecular function (GO): uroporphyrinogen decarboxylase activity
Source: RefSeq, a predicted model, not a curated record